Styela clava is the source of this 1703-nucleotide messenger RNA. RefSeq lists its product as uncharacterized. Gene Ontology annotation, biological process: regulation of DNA-templated transcription. Gene Ontology annotation, molecular function: DNA-binding transcription factor activity, RNA polymerase II-specific; DNA binding. The record is from RefSeq and is a predicted model, not a curated record. Lineage: Eukaryota; Metazoa; Chordata; Ascidiacea; Stolidobranchia; Styelidae.
UUUUCUGCAGUGAGUUGUAAAAUAGUUAUUUAUUUACAAUCAUGAAUGUUAUGGAAGCAGCGGGAAUGGCAACAACAUCGUGUAAUCCACCGGGAGGUUACCUAUUGUCUCAUCCUAGUCAGUUAUUUUACCACCAAGCGCAGAAUAUGGCACCAAAUCACUUGAUACCAUUUCCAUCAGGAGGUCAAGCUUCUCCAAUGUCUGGGUCAUCGGCAUCUCAAAACGCUCUUUAUGGUCAAGCCAUGCAUUCUCAAUACCAUCAACCCGUUUCCUUUCCUGGAGCACACCACCAUCAUCAUCCCGCCGGUGCAGCAGAACAAGCGGCGCAGGCAAUGCAGGGUCAAUUUGGAUUGGGUUAUCUUGGACACCCCCUUCAGCACACACCACAUCAUAGAUCACCGGCGUAUGGUGUCGCCAUUCAUACAUCACACACUCAGCACCAGAUGCACGCAACACACCACGCAAGAAAGAAACGUCAGCCGUACACAAAAUCGCAGAUUGGUCGCCUCGAAAAAGAAUAUAAGCAAAAUAAUUUUAUCACAAGACAAAAACGGGAAGAGAUUUCUCGAGAUUUGAAACUCACCGAUCGUCAAGUAAAGAUUUGGUUCCAAAACCGUAGAGUGAAAGAUAAAAAGUUAAAACAAAGAGAGAGCAGAGAAUCCCAGGGAACCUAUGCACCACAGUCUCCACAAAUGCAGCCGAUCGUCGAACAGCAACAGUAUCGCACGAUGUCGCCAUUGAGAGAAACACACCCAGGAACAAUGCACGACCGCCAUUUAAUGUCUCCCAAUAGCACGACAUUACUAACACAAAUUGCUAAAGACUACUCGAUGGUUCCACAACGGAUCGCAUGAUGCAAUCAAUAUAGGUUUAGUGAACAUAACAAUGAAAUAUGCUGUUCGUAAACAACUUGUGACAGAGACACAUUGAAGAUUAAUUGAUUUUUGAUAACGUUCCUUUUUAUUCAUUGCAUUUGAAUAUCUUUAUUUAAAUUUUUUUAUUAUUAUUGUUUUUUAAACGUUACGUACCAGUACUAGUAGGUUUAAAAUACAUGUUAUAUUGCACUAAUUUUAUCAUGAUUCGCAUUUGGUGAAGCCUACCCAAUUUUCAUUUGCAUCUAACCGGUAAUGGGUUUACUUUGAAAAAACAUUUUCUACACUGUCAAUAAAACGCGCGUACUAUCCACUGGUAUUAUAUAAAAGUAUAAUUAUGUCAUAACGCCUAAUGUAGAAUUAGUGACAUUUUCAGAAAAUAAAGUCAGAAUUAGGAAAUAUGUCGUUCCUAUAUAACACAGAAUUAAUCUUUCGCUAAAAUUGUACAAGAAAAAAAAUACAAUGAAACUGAUAACAGCGUCAUUUCGUUUGUGUUACAUAUUUGAAGUCGCGUGUAGAUAUAAAUGAUCAAUAUUCUGCGUGGACCACAUUGUGAUUUAACUUAGGAAUUAAAACAAUCACGUCAAAAAGAAACAACGGAACGUGCAAGAGAGCAUAAGUAAUUGGAAAAUAUUUUUCGAAGAACUUGAUACAAUAUAAAUUCAUAUAUAGUAUACAUAUACAAUUUAGUAUAAAUGUUCUAAUAGCAAAAUUUGUAUUUAAUCCAAACACAAUUUAUCAGAAUUAUGACAAUCUCUUUUUAGAUAUGCACACGUUCACCAAGCAGGUAAUUAUUUUGUGAAUCCAAAUACUAUUAAGGUAUUUGAUUAA